Messenger RNA from Diachasma alloeum, 5917 nucleotides. RefSeq names its product cAMP-dependent protein kinase catalytic subunit 1 (gene Pka-C1). Gene Ontology annotation, cellular component: nucleus; cAMP-dependent protein kinase complex. The record is from RefSeq and is a predicted model, not a curated record. The coding region runs from base 922 to 1983 and encodes 353 amino acids. Lineage: Eukaryota; Metazoa; Arthropoda; Insecta; Hymenoptera; Braconidae. Gene Ontology annotation, biological process: peptidyl-serine phosphorylation. The transcript has a single exon. Gene Ontology annotation, molecular function: cAMP-dependent protein kinase activity; ATP binding.
UGUGUGCGCGCACGGUGUUUCUCGCUCUCAUCCAUUUUUCACAUUACUCCGAAAACCGGAGAGACGACUGGGAGCCGCCAUCUUAAGGAGAAACCCUCCGCACUCUUCACCUGAAAAAAAGCCAACGGUGGGAAAAAAUAAUCGAGGAGUUGUCGCUCAUAAAACGCACGAGCCACUCCACUCAAUUGUCAAAGUAACUGUCAUGCGGUUGUGUGGGUGAACGUCGUGCGGUGACGCGCUCGUAGCGUUCGUGGUGGCCGUCAGUUGAGUGUACAGUAGUAGUGUGCCGACGUCCUCGGCUUGGAGCGGGCUCCGAGGGUUAAGUUAAUUGGUUUUAUUCCACCAAAAAAUAAGUACGCGAGUGUGUGUCAUUAAAAGGUCUAUUCGCACAAAAGUCAAGUGACCAAAAAAAUAAAAGCGGGUGAAUUUUGAGUAAAUCGUCGGUUGGAGUGAGGGGAGUUCAGUGCUUAUUGCUUAUGCAUUGUUGUGGGUUUAACAAGUGAGUGACAGGAUACGGGAGGGAAUUGUUGGCGUUGCCAAGCGCGAUAUACGGACGUCGGUGGCCCCAAGAGGAACGGCUGUGGCGGUUGUAAUUGACAGGAAAGAUGGCGCAAGGCGCGGACGAGGAGUGUUGACCUAUUUCGUCGGCCCCCCCGUGGAGUGCUAAACUUUGAAUCAUCAAUUUUCGGUGGUUAUUGGGUUGAUUAUUGUCCGAAGGAGCAUUGGCACCUGCUCGAUAGCGAGGAGCACCUGACGACACUGUCGUCGUAAAAUCAUUUGGAGAGAAAUUUCAAGGUCUGAGGUACACUCCUUUGCUAGGGGAGUGAGUUUCUCGUUUGCAAAGUUGUAGAAAAAGCCGCAGAAAUUCUGAAAAAAUUUGAUAUCCGUGGAGCCCUGGCAGGCUCGAGCACGGGCGGAAAAAUGGGCAACAAUGCCGCAACGGCUAAUAAAAAGGUUGACGCCGCUGAGAGUGUCAAGGAAUUUCUCGAUCAGGCGAAGGAGGAAUUCGAGGAGAAGUGGAAGAGAAAUCCGACAAAUACAGCUGGUCUGGAUGAUUUUGAGAGAAUCAAGACACUGGGUACAGGGUCUUUUGGUAGAGUGAUGAUUGUACAGCACAAACCUGCCAAGGAGUAUUAUGCUAUGAAGAUACUUGAUAAACAGAAGGUGGUAAAGUUGAAACAAGUUGAGCACACGUUGAAUGAGAAGAGAAUACUACAGGCUAUAAGUUUUCCAUUUCUUGUGUCACUGCGCUUUCAUUUUAAGGACAAUUCAAAUUUAUAUAUGGUGCUUGAGUAUGUACCUGGGGGAGAGAUGUUCAGUCACUUGAGAAAAGUGGGACGUUUCUCAGAGCCACACUCACGUUUUUAUGCUGCUCAGAUUGUCCUUGCUUUUGAGUACCUGCAUUAUCUCGAUCUUAUCUACAGGGAUUUGAAGCCUGAGAAUUUGUUGAUUGAUUCACAAGGGUACCUCAAGGUCACUGAUUUUGGAUUUGCCAAGAGAGUGAAGGGAAGGACGUGGACACUGUGCGGUACACCAGAGUAUCUUGCACCUGAGAUCAUCCUCAGCAAGGGCUACAACAAGGCCGUCGACUGGUGGGCACUGGGGGUUUUAGUUUAUGAAAUGGCUGCUGGCUAUCCACCAUUCUUUGCUGAUCAACCCAUUCAAAUUUACGAGAAAAUUGUCAGUGGUAAAGUGCGUUUUCCCUCUCAUUUUGGCUCCGAUCUCAAGGAUUUACUUCGCAAUCUACUGCAAGUCGAUCUUACCAAGAGGUAUGGCAAUUUGAAGGCUGGUGUUAAUGACAUCAAAGGACACAAGUGGUUUGCAAGUACCGAUUGGAUUGCGGUCUUCCAGAAGAGGAUUGAAGCGCCAUUUAUACCAAAGUGCAAGGGACCCGGGGAUACCAGUAAUUUUGAUGAUUACGAGGAGGAGCCACUUAGAAUCUCAGGUACGGAAAAAUGCGCCAAGGAGUUUGCCGAAUUUUGAAAUGGUUGAACACCAAGUACUAAAAAAAAUCUUAAAAAUCGUAAAAAAAAAUCUUUCAAAAUGUAUGUGAGGAGAGGUAUCGCACAUGGCUCGAAAACAUGAAAUCCGUUUUCCGGUGGAAAAACAACAGGCGGUUUAUGGUCGAGCGACUGAUCCCCAAAAAAAUAUUCAUCUAUCCAGGAAGUUGAUCCAAGGAGAAACAUCGCGGAUUGGUCGCUGCUGACGAACGCCGUUUGUGUUUUACACGAAACUCAAGAUAAAAUAAUAAUGAAAAACCCUCUUUACUGAAGCCACUCAUAAUAAUCGUAGCAAUGAGAACAAAAAACAAAUACUACCCACGUUCCCCACACCAUUCCAGAUGCGUGUGUGUGUGAGUGUGUCAAAAUGAAGUCCGGCAGGUGUAUUCUCCGAGCUCCAGCGUCCAAUAUUUUCAAGCAAGAAUGUUCGUUGAAUAAUCAUCUAGCUGUGAUUCUUAAUUUUUAAUUGCAAUUGGUUUCAACGAUUUGUUAUUUCAAAUAAACGUCACACCAAGUAUCCCAAUGAACUAGUCGUCAUCGCCCUCUCGAUGAGCAAAAUAGAAAAGGAAUCGAUGGUAAACAACCAGUUCUCAUCCUCCAAGAGGAUGCAGUCGAGGAACAUUCACGUGUGACUUGAAUGAAUCUCAAUCCAGUCGUUUCACCGACAAAAUAUUCUCUGCAUGGUACUGUUGACGGGAACGAACAAAAUCCCACUCCAAAAUGAGAUUAAGAGAGAGGAAAAUGUCCAUUAACAGCAUCACGACUCCAAAAAUAGCAUCACUGGUCGUGUCGACAUCUCUAUGUUUAGUGGCACUCGUAGUUUUUUUUCUCCCCCUCGCACGAGGGAUACCCUACAACUACCCGUUUAAACUCUAAACUGGAGGUGUUUAUGCCACGAAUACAUCCCAUUUGAGAGAGCCCCGUCAUGAGCCUCGAGCCCAAGGUGAAGAACACGAUAGUUCGUCACUAUCCAUCGAUGGAGUAUACCUUUGGUCUUCUCUUCAUUCGUUACGCAACAAACAUACUCCACAUCCCCAACAAUUAGUACGAGAGAGUGAACGGUAUACGAUGAAAAAUCCUUUUAUCUUUCCACCAGUCUUUGCAUCGUGGUGUCAAGGGCAUCGCCGACAAAAUGCAUCAAAUUCCUUCGCCGUGGAGCUCAAUGGGACCUUGAGUGUUUUAAAAUAAAAAAAUAAUAAUCCAGAGUUUUCGUGACGCCCCACCCCUCAACGUAGCGGCUAAAUGAAAAAUGGGAGUGGUAGUGAAUGCUAUAUUUUCCAGCUUUGUAAGUGAAAAUAAUAUCCCUCUAGUGAACUUUUUAUUUAAAAGAGUCAUUUAAAAACGUUAUUUCAUCAGUGAUCGAAUGCUGUGACUGUAGCGUUAAUUUUCGUUUAAUCAGACGUCAUAGAAAUUCCAUAAAUGAUGAACCGAGAGAAUGAUAAGAAUUGUAUAUCCAGGGCAUUGUCACAAGACUAGUUAUAGGUCUCGUCCUCGACAUUAACAAAUGCAAUCUACAGGUCUCGAAGCAAACGCUAUGAAGAUUAUUUUAAUGAAGUCAUUGUUCAACAUGAAUGUGAAUGGUCGUAAUUUUAUUACUAUAAUUACAGCGGACAGAGAAUGGAUAACGGUAAUUGAGCGAAAUUCCCGAGUGUUGUGUGAUAGAGUAACAAAAAAAAAAUUGAAGAGAAGUAACUUCUCGUUUUAGAUAACGUCUGUAUAACUAGUGUAUCUUUCUCCCUACCUCAGGAACGCAUAUAUGCCAUUUCGUCUCUGGUUCUCUGCCCAAUAUUAAGAGUAAUCGCGCAAUCUCAUGUAUUUUUUCUUUCCUCGAAAAAUUAUUGUCGGUUUCAAAUGGAAAUAUGAAAUUGUCUCUUUGUUUUUUCUUUGCAAGGCGAAAGGGAAGUAGAGAGACAGUACUUUGGCAGAGUAUUAUAAUGAAGGAGGGCUGGCCUGACAAAAUAACUUGGCACCCAUUGUACAUACAAUCUAGAAAUACCGGGUUAUCCCCAUGCCGUUAUUUUAAGAUCAACAUUAGCGGGUCUCGGCGGUUCGCAGGCUUUUUUUUCGGUGUAAUAAACGAGUUUGGAUACAAACACCAAUACAUGGGACACAGACGUGCGCGUCUCUCACACCUUGAGUACUAAAAAAUUACAUAAAGACUCGUGUUUAACUAUUUAUUGUCGCUUUAAUUUAUUUUUUUAAACGAGGGAGAGAAACUGCGCUUGCAAUAUAAUUUGGAAGUCUCAAUUCAUUAUCAUUGAUUUCGUGGAUCUAGAGAUGAAUCACUGCGCUGAUGAGGCGCAGUAUCCUUAUCUAGUAACCUUGACUGUUAACAAUAGGAGCAAGUCAUUACUAAACAUGAUUUUUUCUUCUCGAAACUCUAUGGAAUUGUGAUUCAGGCAGUAUUUGAUUGUGAUAUGGAAUGGGUCUGAAAAAUAACAGCUUUAUUACGCAACUCUCCCCUCGGCAAAUCGAAUCUCUCCGCGUUUAGCAGAGGUAGAGGAUCAGCGGUUUAAUUAUAGAAUGUAUAAAACGUUUUUUUUUCAUAAAUUUCACUAUGAAGAACUUGUUGCUCCUGUGCCUCUGGUCAGUUGAUUAAAUAGUCAAAACUUGUUUCUUUUAAUUUGUCAUUUGAGUGAUCGAGCUAGGCUAAUGCAAAUGCCAUCGAGUGGAUAAUAUCAGCGGGUAGUGAGUGAAUAAGAAAAUUACCGAAAUUGAUGUCAACUCGUCUUUUCCAUUUUCCACUUUGAUGUCCAUAACGAUUUGAGAAAAAUACGGGUGUGAAAACGAGUGGUGACUCUCGGGGUGGGUGCAAUACAAUAAUAACCAAACAAUCGAUUCACUUCAAUCCUUUUUCAACAAUAAAUGAACCAGAUAAAGUCCAGGUGAAGAAGAGAGUCUUGAUAACUCGUUGCUUGUAUUGAUGUAUCUUUUAUUUUGGCCGUGGUGAAGGAAAAUACUUUUAAAACUAAAUAGAAAAAUGUAAACAUUGAAAAUACAAUAUCCGCUCGGUGUAAUCUCGGUGAGAUAAUCAUUGAAACAAAGGUGAGGGUAUGCAACCAGUUUCAAAAUUUUUGUAAAUACGAUUAUAUAUAACUUAAUGAAGGCAUAUUACUGGGCGUCCACUCAGCGCUCUUUUACGGUGUAUUAGGAUGUAAAACACUGAUGGAGAAAAUACAAAAAUAGGGAUAAUGAUUUACGUUAAUUGUCUCUGCGUUUUCGCACUGGGAUAUCCGUUAGUGUCCGUCUCUCCCCUCCUUAAAUAUAACUCGGUCAGUUCAUCGUAGAGCUGUAUCUGGUCGUAACUGAAAACAUAUAAAAUUGUACGAUUACGUAAGUGAAACGAUUCAAUUUUUUCGCGCUAUUGUACAUUGUUUCUGUGUUUUAUACAUACACAUCCGUAUAAAAGAGGGAAAAAUGUUUAAAUUUAGGUUCUAUUCGUGCGUAUUGAGCAGAGAUAUUAUACAUAUUAAAUAUAAAUUAAAGAAAUAUAUAUUCUCGAUAAAGCAUGGCUUGUGUUGUCUCGAUUAAAAUUGUGAUUUUAUUGUUUUAGUAUUUUUUUGGUCGUUGAUUUUGAGCUUCUUUUGUGCAAUCAGAUGUUUAUCUCAGAGGUCAUAAUCUGCAGGGGAUACGGUGGGGAGACGGCCUGCUUUACAGGCGAGAUAAACAAUCACUCGGUUAUUUGAGGCAAUGCUAGCCGUGUGUCAAUGUUGUUUUGUCUAUUUAUAGAAAAGGGAUAAUAUGGAGCUGAUUGAAGAGAAAUUAAAAAGAAAAAUCUUUGGAAAAAAAAGAGUGAAACAUCCAUUUAAUGUCAACCACGCGUAUGUAUUAUUGCGCGGCACCGUCGAGUGCCUCUUUAUUCGUUUUCUGUAGAUAACUGAAGUUUUCAUAAUUAAAUGUCUCCAGCUCAGUAAUUA